GAUAAAGAGAGAGGCAAAAAGAAGGAUGGGAGAGAAAGAAAGAGAGAGAGAGAGAGAGAGAGCAAAUGAGCGGUCCUGACCAAGCCAUACUCUUAUGUUGCAGACCAGGAGUGAUAAAACCCACCAUUAUACUACCACACUGUUCUCCGUCUACAAUUCUUCCUGUGAACCUCUUCAAUUCCCACUCUCUCUCAUCGUUUGAUAAGAAAUGGUAGCUCUUCAGUUUCUCUCUCUAAAAAUUUGGGCUAUUCCGAUUCAAAUAUCUGGGGGUUUGGUUUAGAUCACCAAUCAAUGAACUUGGUCUUCAACAAACACAACAGGGAAUAAAGAUUUACACUCAGAAAUUGAUGCUGAGGCAGAUGUUGCAACGCCAAUCAGUAAAGGAAGAACCGCCCAUGUCCAUUGAUCCCUCAAAUUCAAGUUUCUUCUUCCCAUCUCUCAAUAUUGAAGCGAGAAACAGAGUUGGAGGUGACCCAAAUGGGCCUAGAGGCCUGACCCGUUUCUCUUCAGCUCCAUGCUCGUUUCUAGAGAGCUUGGUCGAAGAACCAGAUGUUCAGAGCUUAGAAAAACUGGUUCAAGGUUCACCAAGAAGCCUUGCAGCCAUGGAUGGAAUUCUUCAAGAUUACGCAGAGCUUGUACAUGGUAGUGGACCGAGCGCGAACGUUCAGAGGCAGAACAGUUCUCCUGCCGAGCUUUUCACUCAGCUCACUGGUUCAAUGGGUCCUGGGGAUUAUUUCUCAGGCUUGAACCCUGGGGCUUCUGGGAAGAAUUUCAAUAAUAUACAACCUGAUCUUGCGUUCUCAGACUUUCCUUUGCAGAAGAGGAUCAUAGAAACAGAUGGUCAGUCGAUGGGCUCGAUGCCAAGGCCAAACCUUCCACCCCAAUGGAAAGGAGGAGAAAACCAGAAUCGUUUGUUGAGGUCUAUCAGUGCAGAUUUGGAAAAACAGCACCAGUUAUCGAGGUCUAUUAGUUCGGAUUUGGACAUGGAAAAGGUCACGGAAGACACUGUUACUUUUAGGGUGCGUGCAAAGCGUGGCUUUGCAACCCACCCUCGAAGUAUUGCAGAGAGAGUUCGGAGAACUCGUAUCAGUGACAGGAUUCAGAAGCUUCAAGAACUUGUCCCGAAUAUGGAUAAGCAAACUAAUACUGCGGACAUGUUGGAAGAGGCCAUUGAAUAUGUCAAGUCCCUCCAAAAGCAGGUUCAGGAACUCUCAGAGAAGCAAUUGAAAUGCAAAUGCUUUCCAAAAGCAUCCCCUGAUUCUAAAACAGUUUAGUCAUGUAAAAGAGAUUUGUUAGGGCCUCAUGUGACAGUAAUUGUUUUGUAACUUUUUGAGGCCAAGAAGAACUUUGCAUGUUGCCGUUGUGGCCCCAUGAUUUGGUUUCUUCAGGAAUUUAUUGGGCUCUCUUUGUGAAGAUAUCAUCAUAUCGAGCUUUUACAACCCUGAAUUCUAUGGUCGUGUAUGUAAAUCAUCUUAUCCUGAACUUUUUUUUAUCUUUUUCCUGAUCACUGUGGAUACCUUCGAUGCGUCUCUUGUGUAUUCCUAUGUAAAUCUUGGCUACCUUGUGUUUUAGAUAAUUCUGAGAAAUCAAACUGGUAGGACUUAUCAGCCUUGUAACUCAAAUUCUUUCUGAUCAGCAUUUGAUCAUUUUUCUUGUCAUGAAUCAUUAGGCACAGUUCAAUUCUGGUUGUUGAACUAAUCACCUAGCUAGAAGCUUGUAACAAGGGCCACUGUUUACAACUAAGGCAUGUCACUUCACUAUGUUACUUAAGAGGAGCACAUAUGGAUAUAUAUAUGAUAAAUUGAAUAGUUUAGAAUUUUUAUUUUUGCUUUCCCUAUCCUGAGUCAAAUACUUAGAUAUCUUAUGUUACUCAGGACUGGUGAUCAAGUCUUCGACUUUCCAUUAUGUGAUAUUGAUAAUUUUCCAUUUGCCACAUUGUCUUGUCAGCAUUUCCAAGAAUGUGGGAGUUAAAAUAUGAAACUUCAAUAAAAGGGUGACAACUUUUAUUGUUUA
This is a messenger RNA of Amborella trichopoda, 2013 nucleotides long. RefSeq names its product transcription factor bHLH81. Gene Ontology annotation, cellular component: nucleus. The record is from RefSeq and is a predicted model, not a curated record. Gene Ontology annotation, molecular function: protein dimerization activity; DNA-binding transcription factor activity, RNA polymerase II-specific; RNA polymerase II cis-regulatory region sequence-specific DNA binding. Lineage: Eukaryota; Viridiplantae; Streptophyta; Magnoliopsida; Amborellales; Amborellaceae. Gene Ontology annotation, biological process: regulation of transcription by RNA polymerase II.